This is a messenger RNA of Dermacentor albipictus, 3414 nucleotides long. RefSeq names its product aldehyde dehydrogenase family 16 member A1-like. NCBI's taxonomy places the organism in Eukaryota, Metazoa, Arthropoda, Arachnida, Ixodida, Ixodidae. The record is from RefSeq and is a predicted model, not a curated record. Gene Ontology annotation, molecular function: oxidoreductase activity, acting on the aldehyde or oxo group of donors, NAD or NADP as acceptor.
GUCACUUGACAACUUGACGCUAUUUGUGACGCUGAUUCACAGAGAUACAGCCAAUACAGCUUACUGUAGAUUCUAGAAAUCAGUCGUGGAAGCUGCCAUUAAAGUUAAGUGCGGUCCUAAAUGUAUACAACCAUCAAAUUUGUAGGUGAAUUGUUUUGUGUCCAUUUGUAGUUUUUUAAAUAACAUCAAAUAUUUGUUGAUUUCACAUAUAAGUUGCUAUUUGACUCAUUAACCAGUUAUGAGUCGUAGUAGGCCUUGGCCAACGUCAAGCCCGCAGAAAGAAAUUUUGAAAAUGGCCGCCGAAUUUGCUAGUCAAUUUCGUGCUGUUAGCGCUCAGCCAAGUGUCACCGUUAGAAGCAUUUUCGAGCGUCCAUGUUACGGCCCAGUCAUGGACUCGUAUGAUUACAGCAAGCUUCCCUUUAAGGGAACUAAUGCGUGACGUAUAGCGUGACGUGGACUCGCGCUGCACUGUCAUUGGUGGACGCGGCCGCUGCAACUCCCAACAGCAUCAGGCGGGUGCGAGAUCUUCGCGAGGGCGUUCGUCGAAACGACGCCCGGGCCCCCAUGCCACACGUAAAUCGCGCCAUGGGGUUCCAGCACCACCUGUGGGUUACUUAACCAUGAAGAAGAAGUGGCUGGAGGCACAGAACUACCAGGUGCGUGGAUUCGUGGACGGCUUCCUGGACUUGUCGGAGGACUAUGAUGCUGAGCUCAUUCCCGUCAACAGCCCCUCUUCUAGCAAGAAGGUGGCCCAUGCACUGCCUGCGGAUGUGGAGCUCUUCAACCAGGCCUUCAAGUCAUCGGCGACUGCGCAGGCCGCUUGGGCGGAGCUGGACCCACACACACGUUGCACGCACCUAUACAACGUGGCGCGCAGCUUGCAAAAGCACUUCACAAGUUUUGGAGAGAUGGAGAGCCUUCAGUCGGGCAAGGUGCUGCCCUUCAGCAUGGAGGAGGCUACCCAGAUGGUGCGAUACUUGUAUCACUGCGCCGGUGUUGCCAUGACCCUCAGCGAGCGCUUCCCGGCGUCCCGACCAAAGGGUGUCGUGCUGGUAUUGGUGGAGGAUGCCCAGGCCACCUGCCCCGUGUCUGCAUGGCGGGUUGGCGAGGUCUUGGCUGCCGGCAACGCGCUGCUCAUCGUCGUCAAGUCCGACUUCUGCCUGGCGCCCAUGCACUUUGCUGAAAUCGCUGUCGCUGGGGGGCUGCCUAGUGGACUGCUCAACGUGGUGGUCAUGCCGUCGGAGGGCAUCGAGGAGUUGCUGAAGACAGAUGGCAUUGGGCACGUGCACGUGGUGGCGUCGCAGAGCCGCUGCCGGGAGCUUCGCCGCCUGAUGGCCGAGCCCCUGGUGCCCUUCUCCAGCUACUGGGGCUGCGGCCGGGCCGUGGCUGUGGUGCUCGAGGGUGCCGACCUGCACGGAGCUGCUGCUGGCAUUGGCCAGUCCUUCGCCAACAGCAGUGGGAAGGGUGAGGCGUGCGGUGUGCAAGUGUUCAUCCAGGAGUGCGUGUAUGCCAAGUUCAUAGAGCUGCUGAGGAAGGAGCUGCGUCGCCUACGUAUUGGUGCUGCCAACGACCGAACCAGCGACAUGGGCGCUGUCUUCCCACCGAACCUGUUGCCGCCUCCGUCACCACCGAAGAUCGCCUACACGGAGCUACCUGAUGCUGAGCUUCUUUCAGCAGCUCAUGCAGACAAGCACCCCUACCCACCGAGGCCGGCACUGUUUGCGGACGUUGCACCAUCUUCACCAGUUGUGCUCGACUCGGUGGGUUUGCCACUGGUGUUGGUGACUCAGUUCCGUACAGCCAAGGAGUCGGUGACACUGGUGAACAGUGCAGUGCAUCAUUCGGAAGUGAGCUUGUGGACUGAAAAGCUGCCUGUCGCCUUGGAGCUUGCAGCUGCCUACAAGGCGACAUCAGUCUUUGUCAAUGGACAGGGACUCCGUGACGCUUCCGUUGAGUUUGGAUCGCGCAGUGGGGUCGUCUGCGGUGAGCGGGGCAUUCUUACGUUCAUCAAGCCAGCCGAGAGCCCCGCUCCCCUGCCUCGCUGCAAGAUGAACCUAAAAGAAUUUGGAGACAAGGUGCAGGAUGUGCCGCCGGGUCCAUUUGGCAGCGUCGACGAAGGGGGUGAGCUGACAACCUACAAAAUGUUUAUCGCUGGUCAGCAGACGCGACCAGUGUCCAACGCCUCCUACUUCGCCAGCAGCAAUGACAACAGGACAGUUGGCUACUUUCCCGAGGCGGGGCGCAAGGAUGUCAGAAAUGCCGUGGAAGCAGCACUCGUGGGCUUCAAGACGUGGUCAUCCCGGUCGGCACACAGUCGAGCCCAGGUGCUGUUCUACCUGGCCGAGAACCUGCAGAUGCGGGCGGCCGAAAUGGUCGGCGUCAUACGCAACAUGAUCAGCCGACCCGAGGCGGCGUGCAAGGCCGAAGUCGACGCCUGCGUUCGCAGACUGUUUUACUGGGCCGCUGCAUGCGACAAGGAUGCUGGCUCUGUCCGGAGCACGACCAUCAAGGGCACAGUGGUGCGCGUGAACGAGCCUGUGGGCGUGAUUGGCAUUGCCUGCGCGGAGGAGGCCUUCGUGCUGAGCAGCUUCGUGUCGGCCAUGGCGGCAGCCCUGGCAGCCGGCAACUCGGUUGUCGUGCUCGCCAGCAUCGAGUGGCCGCAGCCGGCACUGCGCUUCUGUCAGAUCCUGCAGACUUCGGACGUACCGCCGGGCGUGGUCAAUGUCCUGUCGGGCAAGGAGCGGCCCGUGCUGCUGCGUGCCCUUGCAGAGCACCACGACGUCAGUGCCAUCUGGUAUUUUGGGCAGGAGAGUGACUCGGCGGCAUUCCUCGAAUAUGCGGGUGCGCACAACGACAAGCGCAGCUGGGUGUUCCCAGUGCAAGACAACAGUGACCAGGAUCGCCACUGGAUGGGCUGGCAGGUCACACAGCACACCACGGUGCCCAAGAGCAUCUGGCUGCCGUCUGGCGAUACGUUCGCCAACUGAGGGCCGUCGGGAGCACAGUGGUUGCCUGCACUGUCGUGGGAGACCUGGACCAGGGUAGCUUUGUUUACUCGAACUUGACGUCGGCGUGUCCAGUCGAAAGGCGGGCUUAUCCAGACCUGUCCGACCUUGUUAUCAGGCGUUUUGCCCUGUAGUCGAGUAAUUCAACCAAACCCUUCCGACAAAUCUGACCCAGCUCUGCCUGACACCCUCCGUUUGACCCUUUAGUGUUUAUACAGACUUGAUGAGCAGAUUUCAGCCCAACAAGCUGACUUGACCAGACUUUAUUUCCAUGUUACCGUUGCUACUAUCCAUUCUCCUGCACGCUGUCAUUGAUGCAUGAGUCUAGUUCUUGUUCUGCUUUUUCUUUUCAGGAGAGAUCGUCGCUAGUGCUUAGCCCUUAAGCCUUCCUUGCUGUAUUAUUGAUUCA